AUGAAAAGUGCUACACAAAUAACGUUGCCUUGCCUUGAAAUUUGCUUGAUGUAAAAAGCCAUAACUGCAAUUUGAUUUGAGCAUUACCAUUAUCGUAGCCCAUUAUCCAUUUCAAUUGCGUGGAUCCAGUUUCCGAUUUCACACCGCCUCACUGUAUAAACAUGCAAAGUGUUACAUAAUGGAGCACCUCCUUCACGGUGAUGUGUCACGGCAGCAUUUGCUCUGUCCUCUUCUGCCUUGGAUUGAGUCUCAGGGCUAACACCUUCUUCCCACUACUGAGUUGUCGUACUCCUGCUCCUCAUUUGAACUGGUCACCUGCUUUUACCUGCUCUUUUAACAUCAGUGUGUAUGUGGAGGACAAAUACCAUUUCUUCUCUGCCGGACGUCUUCCAGGUUUUACGGUGACCUGUUUCCUGGAUUUCUUUUGACCUGGCCUUUUGUUAUCUCAAAUACACCUCUUCCGUCCUUCAGGGUCUUGUUCGGGGUCCAAGGUCUGUCCAAGACGUGUGAGAAAAGUCCCAGAUCGACCUUAUGCGACGGCAGAUGUUAAAUCCCGAAAGGCUGCGUGUGAUGAGGUUUUUUCAUUUUAAUAAAUAUGUCUAUCUGUGAACUUCUUUUCCAAACAGUUUAUUCAAUCAAAACAAUGAGGGGCACAUGAUUGGGAAAUGAUGACACUCUGGUCAUGAAUUCAUGAGACGGACGUCCUCUGAGAUUAACAGUGGAGUAAACAGGAGCUACUGUGACUUUUUUUUUUUUUUUUUUUUACAGCUAUAGGGGCAAUGAAAGACCCUUGAAUUCUUCCCGGUAGGAUGAGGCUGCUGACAAGUUAAUGUAAAGCUCUUUAAUCCUGCAGCAAGGGUGACACUCCCCAGCCAGCAGGCUUAGGGAGAGGAAGCGAGAGACGAAUCUCCACACAAGGAGAACACCACCCGGGAAGACCCCGGUGAGCACGUCUCUGGGCUCAAGGCCGAGUCCUCAGACCCCCAUCAUGGGGUGGCAGAGUCGAGGGGGUGGUUUAUCCCGCACUGCGUGAGGUGAUGGAGAAGAGGCUCUGCGCUGCGGCUCCCGCGUCUCCGCCGGCAGAGGCGGUCGUCGGCGGAAACGGGUCAGAUCACUCUCGGGGAGGAGAAAUCAUCCCACUUUGCCAAAGUUACAGUUUCUUAGCAACCGAGGCAACAGAGAUCAUUAACUACCAGAGAUUUUGGUCUGGAGGCUGUUUUCAGAGAUUUAAUCAAAACAUCCCAUUGGAAGAUAUGUCAAUCGUGCAGGGCCCACAAUCCCGGGGGACAACGGGAGGGAGCAGUCACAGUCACACUACUCCGCUGCCAUUCGCCAACGAAUUCACCAAGACUCUGACGAGGAGCAGCGCACGCUUCGGUGCCCUGAGUCACCACUCGUUCUUCUCCCGACACAACCCUCAUCCCAACAGGGUCAGGCAUAUUCAAGGGCUCAACGGCAGACCCGUUUGCAUGGUGCGGGACGAUUGGUUUGUCACCUCAUCAUUAUUUCCUCAUCCGCUUCUGAGGAGCCAAAUCCUCAGGAAAGCAGCCAACCCAUCUUUUGCUUCGCCGCUUGCUUCGAAUCUUAACGGAGUCAGCGGUCCCAAACACACACCAGGCCUGUUUUCAGAGGCUUGGAGGGAUGAACUCAAAGAACUCGCUGUGAAAGUCAGUUUGUCUUCCCGUGCACAGAAGGACAAAAAGGAGGAGAUACCGGAGGAAGAAUGUGUCCGUCGACAGACCCAAUAUUCAGCUGAAACCGGCAGAAUCCUCCCGCCACCCACUAAGUCUUACCAGCGCAGAUCUCAUUCCCAGCGGCAGAUUCAUCCUCAGCCCUUCCACGAUCAAGAACUCAUGGUGCUGGAGCUCCUCUGUCAGAUCCUGCAAACAGACUCCUUGUCCACAGUCCAGCAGUGGCUCCUGCUUGCAGGCCAAAGAGAGAAAGAGCUGGUGAUGGGGAUGAUCAGACGAGCUCUGGAUGGCGUCGACGUGUCAGGUCACCAUCAGACAAACUUGCAGCAGCUCCAGGCUCUUCACCCUGGUGCAUCUCCGCCGGCAUACGGUCCAUCUUUCCAGCAGCCGUGGAGGAAACCACCCAGAACGAGCUCACUGGGAAUGGACCGAACUUUCAGUGAUGACAAACCAGUGAGGAUCGGAGGUGCAGAGGUCCUCGAGGUCCAUGCGGGCGCUGAUCUUCAAGAGCCUCCACUUCAGCACAUGGAGGGCUUAUAGAGAUCCAUGGUCUUCACCAUGGUGAUAGCUCUACCCUGGUCGUGAGAAAUGAUUGGCUCCCUUCUUCGUAGCGCUCACGGUGUCGCAGGUUUUCGUCCGUGUAUUUGCGUCGUAAAAGAUUCUUAGAAAGCAAAAAGACAAGACAAUUCGAUGGCAGGGAACUGACAUGAAAUGAAAAAUUGAAUUGCAAUUCAUUUAUACAGCAUAGUACAGGUGUGGUAGCGUUACGAUACUCUGGAUGCAAAAUUGUAGGCUGAAGCUGAAGGAUCCUGUUUUGAAUUGAAAAGCAGCAUGACCUGUUGAACAAGUGUAAUCUCUGGUGCGAGGGUUUGAGGAUAAAUACAACUUGUAAAUAAAAGUGGAAUAUUAGGAUUUUUCUUUGUUCACCUUAACAAAAUAUGAAACGCUAAAAACUGGGAAAAAUACAUUUUUUCGUUCACA
Scophthalmus maximus (turbot) is the source of this 2672-nucleotide messenger RNA. RefSeq names its product thymus, brain and testes associated (gene tbata). NCBI's taxonomy places the organism in Eukaryota, Metazoa, Chordata, Actinopteri, Pleuronectiformes, Scophthalmidae. The record is from RefSeq and is a predicted model, not a curated record. Bases 1038 to 2231 code for a protein of 397 amino acids. The transcript has 10 exons.